This is a messenger RNA of Oryctolagus cuniculus (rabbit), 4035 nucleotides long. RefSeq names its product G protein-coupled receptor 157 (gene GPR157). Gene Ontology annotation, biological process: adenylate cyclase-activating G protein-coupled receptor signaling pathway; cell surface receptor signaling pathway. Lineage: Eukaryota; Metazoa; Chordata; Mammalia; Lagomorpha; Leporidae. Gene Ontology annotation, molecular function: G protein-coupled receptor activity. The record is from RefSeq and is a predicted model, not a curated record. Gene Ontology annotation, cellular component: plasma membrane.
GCCGGGGCUCUGUCCUGCCGGGCGGGGCCGGGACGCGGGCGGGGCGGGUGCCGGGACGCUGCCCGCGGGCGCCUCGGUGCCCAGACGCCGGCGGCUGCCCGGCUCGUCGGCUCGGCGACCCUGGCCCCCGCCCCGCCGACCAUGCCGCCGCCCGCGCCGCCCACCGUGCUGGUGCCGUCGGAGCGCGCAGUGGUGCUGCUGUCGUGCGCGCUCUCCGCGCUCGGCUCGGGCCUGCUGGUGGCCACGCACGCACUGUGGCCGGACCUGCGCAGCCGCGCGCGGCGCCUGCUGCUCUUCCUGUCGCUGGCGGACCUCCUGUCGGCCGCCUCCUACUUCUACGGGGUGCUGCAGGACUUCGCGGGCCCGUCGUGGGACUGCGUGCUGCAGGGCGCGCUCUCCACCUUCGCCAACACCAGCUCCUUCUUCUGGACCGUGGCCGUCGCGCUCUACCUGUACCUGAGCAUCGUGCACGGCGCGCACGCGCCCCAGCCCGACCGCCUGCUCUGGGCCUUCCACGUCGUCAGCUGGGGGGUUCCGCUGGCCAUCACCGUAGCGGCCGUCACUCUGAAGAAGAUCGGCUACGACGCCUCCGACGUGUCCGUGGGCUGGUGCUGGAUCGACCUGGAAGCUGAGGACCACGUGCUGUGGAUGCUGCUGACCGGGAAGCUGUGGGAGAUGCUGGCCUACGUCACGCUGCCCGUGCUGUACCUCCUGGUCAGGAAGCACAUCAACAGAGCGCGCGCCGCCCUCUCCGAGUACCGGCCCAUCCUGUGCGAGGCCCACCAGCUGCAGCGCCGCUCCGCCUCGGUGGCCGACACCAAGCUGGUGCUCAUCCCGCUCAUCUUCAUCUGCCUGCGGAUCUGGAGCACCGUGCGCUUCGUGCUGACCCUGUGCGGCUCCCCGGCCGUGCGCAUGCCGGUGCUGGUCGUUCUGCACGGGAUCGGGAACACCUUCCAGGGAGGCGCCAACUGCAUCAUGUUCGUGCUGUGCACCCGCGCCAUCCGCACGCGGCUCUUCGCGCUCUGCUGCUGCUGCUGUCCCCAGCCGGCGGCCGAGACCCCAGCCAGCACUCCCGGGGCUCCCGCACUCUCCAAGACGGGAGACCCCCAGCCACCCAGACGGACCGCGGGGGAACUCCCCAGCACCUGAGCUUGUGCCCUCGCUGGGAUGUGCACAGAUGCCGCCUCUCCGGGGACCGCGGUUCUGCGCGCCUCUGCCCGCCUCUGCCCGCUGCAGGAAGCGGGGGCAGGUGCCUGCUGCGCCCGGAGCCCCCACCGGUGAGACUCGCGCCCCCUGGCGGCGGGACAGCUGCCAGCUCAGCUUCUACCUCCAGACCUCCGUCGGCUAGUCCCACCCACACCUGGCUGCUCGCCUGAAGCUGGCGUGGGACUCAGGGCAGCCGAUAGGAUGUGACCCCCGGCAGGCUUGUGAGCCCGCGGGCCUGGGGGUCCUGAGGCCCCACGGUGCUGUUUACAAAGCGGGGGAGCCGCACCCGUGCCCCCAUCCUGCGGAGCCCCUGCACAACCCCCCGGGGUAGCAGGGGAGCCAGUCACAGGCUGCAGGUUGUGCAGUGAGCGCCGUGAGUGAGCACAGCCCAGCACAGCUGCCCACCGCAGUCUCAGGGCCUCCUGGACUCCCCGCGUGUGGGCGACCAGCCCCGGAAGUAGACCGUGUUUGGGCCCCAGCUCAGGCCAGAACCCAGACUCCUGCCUCCGCCAGGCACUGUCACUCACGAUACAGCCUCCCUCCUGAGUGCAGGGGCUGGGCCCGGGGGCAGGAAGAGGAAUCUCAGGGAAGCCGUGGGGACGCCCACCCCGGCCCUCCCUCUCUCCCCAGGUCUGCCUGUUUUGAGGAAGACUAAACUGGGGUGAGUGGGGAGGGAAUCUGCCUUAAUGCACCUGCUAGUUUAUGUGGGGGGGGGGACAGGGGAGCAGAGAGGCAGUGAGUGACCCACACACGGGCUCCUCUCUGAAGGUGAAGGUGUUAGGAUUUAGCGUCUUCGGUGGCGACAGGGAUCCUGGGGUAAUUAUUUACAUUUAUAACAAGGACUCAAACUAGGCAUCCGUACAUUCUCUCCGGCUCUCCCACCUAACACUCUCCUCUUAUCUCAGAAGAGAAUCCCUCUGUUAAGUCUAGAAGCUGUGGGCUCAGAAAGGGAAGUGUAUGGGCCCUCAGGAGGCCGGGCGCAGGCAGGUGCAUCUGACACCUGGUCGCACCUGAGCCGCACAAUGGAAGUGACUUCCUGAGCCUCAUCUGAAGGUUCUGGAUUAAAGACAAAAUCAGGCGAUGCUCUCAAUUCCUGUUGUUCUCUCAAGAAUAGAAUCUGUAUGAGGAGAAGGUAUAGUUAUUUAUUUUUUAACUUAAUUACUUUAUUUGAAAGGCAGAAUGACAGAGAGAUCGCCCAUCUACUGGUUCACACCCCAGAUGCUUGCAGAAGCUGGGGCUGGGCCAGGCUGCAGCCAGGAGCCAGGAACUCCAUCCGGGUCUUCCAUGUGGGUGACAGGGGCCCAAGUAUGCGGGCCACAACCCGCCACCUCCCAGGCGCAUCAGCAGGGAGCACUCAUGCGGGGGGGGGGGGGGUGUCCCCAGAGCGGCUUACCCCGCUGCACCACGGUGCCCGGCCCAGGAACAGUGACGUAGAGGACUGAGUCCGGGACACUCGGGUGUGGUUUCUUUUGAAAACAGAUUUCUUUCUGGAAGUCAGCAGGUAGCGAACGUCCCCUUGGGACUCAAAGAAUGCUCUGGGCUGCUCGGCUGUGGGGCCGUCUACUCACAGCAGCAGGCGUGGGUCUCUGUGCCAGCAACUUCCUGGCCACAGAACUGGGGAAUACCCUCAGUGGCGCUUCUAGAAUGGCGCAGACAAUCAGGAGUUUGCCUUGAAAGAAGAUGAUCCCGGGCAGGGCGGGGGGGGGGGGGUGUUGUGGCCCCACAGGUUAAGCUACUGCUUGGGGUGCCUGCAUCCUGAGUUCGAGUCCUGGCCACUCUGCUUCCCAUCCAGUUCCCUACUAAUGUGCACCCCGGGAAGCAACAGAGGAUGGCUCAAGUGCUAGGACCCCUGCACCCACAUGGGAGAUCCUGCACCCACAUGGGAGAUCCUGGCUGUUGCAGGCAUCUGGGGAGUGAACCAGUAGAUGGAAGAUUUUCUCUCUCUCUCUCUCUCUCUCUCUCUCUCUCUCUCUCACUGUCUCCUUCUUUCCUCUCUCCUUUGCCUUUCAAAUAGAUGAAAAAAAAAAAAUCGGAUUCUAACGCAGGUGUUAGACUAGCCAUGCCCAGCAGGGGGCGCCUGCGCAUGCAGCGGUGUGGCUGCAGGCGGAGGCCGGUUUCCCUUUGGCUCUCAGAAAACACCAGCUCCAGGGGCCCGAGGCUCACUCAAAUUCUCUCUGCUGGUUUGAUGCCCCUGGCCAAAAACCUCAAAAAAGCCACAGCUGGAGUGUUCCCGGCUUGCGCUGCUGCCCAGCCUGUGGGCUCCCCUGCAGGGCGGUGAGCCUGUUGGGAUGGGGGGGGUGCUUGUCCUAGUGCCUCAGGCUGGGCCUGCAGCUGCCGCUUGUCUCGGGGUGGCCAAGAGGGAGGGAGAGAGGUCAUGUGGAAGCCCAUUUCCCAGGCGGGCAGGGGCUCAGCUCCCUGGGUGGUGCUCCGCCCGGUGGCGCCCAGCCGUUAGUGGUCAUUGGCUGCAUCCCUUGCCCGCCGAGCAGCGACCUCAGCCUGGCAGGUGCUCCCCAGCCCUGACCCCUCUCAGCCCCAGGGCUCUCUGCUCUGCACAGUCUGAACCCCGGCCUCAGAUCAGGCUCACCAGCCACUUUGCCUCCUCCCACUUCCGAGGGUUUUGAAAAAUUCGUUUCAAUCAUUUUGUGUUCAAAUAAAGAUCCUCUGGCCCAGGCUGAAGGUGCAGACAGCUCCAUGUAUGUCCCAGGAAAACCUGUGUUUACAAACCCGCCACCGCGGCUUCUGUGCCUGCAGAUCUGUGGGGAACCCUGGCUGUCCGCCCAGUGGGCUGCGUAGGCACUGAUGUUAAAUUAAAUUAUUUUUUUCCUUUCA